GCGAUACUAGCGUGACCAAUUGGGGCGCAGCAGCGCUAAGUCAAAUCGAAUGUUUUUCCCUCAAGGAGGCAAGCGACGUGUUUUGCUUCAGAGUUGUGCUGCUUUGGAGGGACUUUCUCCUCCUAUUGUACAACAAAAGCCUACAGCAGGAAAUCUCCACUGAUUUAACCUGGUUGAGGACUUACAAUGGACAACGUCGCAGUUUCAAGACGAAACCACGCCUAUAAGAAAGAAAACAAGGAAAAUGCUCAGCCAGCAUAUGGAAGCAAAUCCUUUAUCAAAAGAGGUAAAACUUGUGCUACUCCCUUUCAACUGAAAAGCACCAAAAAAAAGGAAACCUUGGCAAAAAAUGGUCCUCUUAAAGCCCAGGCCAAACAGGCAGACACAAGGUCAAAGACUGUGCAGAGAGAUGGGAAAGGAGCUACUGAUGUCAAACAACGACAAACGCAUAGCCAGGCCUUCCUCACUGAACAGGCUGUGAAAGACAAAAUAAUAGUUGCAGAAGCUCCAAAGCCACCAGCUGCUGUGCCAUCAUCCAAAUCUGCUCCCGGCAUGUACAAAGGCAAGAUUGUCCAGUCAAAAAUUGGAUCCAUUUGGAAGUCAAGUGCCACUGCGGGCAGGGCAGAUGUCAAACCAUCAGCACCCGAAACAGAGAGCCAGCGGGUUGGAAAUGUGACCAAAAUCAGGUCCAAAUCCGUUGCUGACCUUCCUGGCCAUCACACACAAAAACCUGCACAGACAAGGUCCAAGUCAGUGUUAGAAAGACCUGCUCAGGUGUCCAAGCCCGCUGUCACCAGCCGUCCUCCUGCUGGAUUCUGCUCUGCUCGUCCUCCUGCCAGAACCGUCCCAGCAACACUAACCAAUACCAGUUCCAGAAACACUAACAUGGCUCCCACCAAGGGAAGUGGGACUCAGAACUCAAAGCCAAAGAUUCUAGUGACAGAGAAGAAAGUCAACAAACUUCCUGUCUCAAGCACCCUCAGCCAGUACAGAUUUACCAUGGAGACUGCAGAGGAAAGAAGAGCGAAACUGGCCGAGUGGCUAGCUUCCAAGGGCAAGACUUUCAAGAGACCAGCCAUGACAACAGCCGCACCCUCAAAAACCAAAGUCUCUGCAAAACCUGAAGCCGAUCUCAAGUCUCAGUCUCAUGUUGAUCCCCAGCCAGCUAAGCAGUGCGACCCUGAACCCAGUCUGGAAGCACACAAGCCCGACUCUGCUGCUCACUGUGCAGAUACCCAGGGAGCAGAGUUAACAAUACACAGCCAAACUCCAGUGAUCAUGAACACCACCCUGGACCUGCUCGGAAACUCUGACGCAGAUCUGCCUGUUGACCCACAGGACAGAGUGGAUGAUAUUGUUGUGAACCUGUGUGAUGUUUUGGAGGCCAUGGCAACACCAUCAAGAUGCAACGAUGAGCUUUCACAGAUGACAGAUGUGUGCAAUGAUGUUGAAGUGGAGGACAGCAAACCAAAGGAUGAAUAUACAAAAGAGCUGAAAAAUGAAACGCCUGAGCAUGUUAGCGAGCAGCGAAAGGUUAAACAAGUGAAGGAUGAAGUAGAAGAAAGUGAUGACCAGGAAGUGGAGACAGAUGUUGAGGAAGGAGAAAGUGAUGAUGAUGAGGAGGUGGGUGUGAUGGAGACCACGUCACAGAUGAAGGAUGCUUCAGUAGUAAAGUACAGUGUGAAGACCACUCCAUACCUGCAAAGUGUCAAGAAGACCAUUGAAGAUGAUGCUAGCACAAGUACAUCCAGGAGAAAGAGCAACAUUAAAGAUCUUAAGUUUCUGACACCUGUGCGCCGUUCCUGCCGCAUAGAACGCAAAUCCUCCCGCCUGCCGACGAUGCUGGUUGAUCACGAUCUCUGUGUGUCGUCACUGGCUGAGCUGGUGAAGCUAGAUGAUGAUCCCAAUGCCUACAUCUACAGAAAAAACCCAGCACUUCUGGAAGAUCUGCCAGACCAGCCCAGACUGUGAGGAGCUCUGUAUAUGUGUGCAGUUUAUAAAAAGAAGAAAUAACAAACCUUUCGAAAUGUAUGGGACUGGAGCUAAUGGACACUUUAUACUGUUUAAAUGGUUUUACUAAUCUGAACGCAGCUGAGCAAAACAUUUUAAUUGUCAUUUAAACUGUUUUAUCGUAUUGGGGUCAUCAUUCUUGUCUAGUUUUGUUCUGAAUGUAUUUUAGACUUUCCCCUAACACCAUUGUUCAUUUUAAUAUAACGUUGACAUGUAUUGCCAAAUGCACUACAAUAAAAGAAUAUUGCCUUAUCUUAAACAUCA
Molecule: messenger RNA, 2274 nt
Organism: Siniperca chuatsi (mandarin fish)
Lineage: Eukaryota; Metazoa; Chordata; Actinopteri; Centrarchiformes; Sinipercidae
Product: cytoskeleton-associated protein 2
Exons: 7
Coding region: 187-1971 (594 amino acids)
Biological process (GO): negative regulation of microtubule depolymerization
Cellular component (GO): microtubule cytoskeleton
Source: RefSeq, a predicted model, not a curated record